This is a messenger RNA of Nymphalis io (European peacock), 357 nucleotides long. Its product is annotated as 40S ribosomal protein S12, mitochondrial-like. The record is from RefSeq and is a predicted model, not a curated record. Gene Ontology annotation, molecular function: structural constituent of ribosome. NCBI's taxonomy places the organism in Eukaryota, Metazoa, Arthropoda, Insecta, Lepidoptera, Nymphalidae. Gene Ontology annotation, biological process: translation. The coding region runs from base 1 to 357 and encodes 118 amino acids. Gene Ontology annotation, cellular component: small ribosomal subunit; ribosome. The transcript is spliced from 3 exons.
AUGGGGGGAAACAAUAUAGUUUACACCGCUCGUGCUCUUCUUGACAGCGGCAGCACGUCCUGUCUUAUGACCGAAGCAUUGUACAAACGAUUGGGACUUUCUGGUUACAAUGGUGUGAUACUAAAAACCUUGAUCAGAAAACCCAAGAAGCCGAACUCCGCUAACCGUAAAUGCGUGCUCGUGCGUCUCUCCAGCGGGCGAGAGAUGAUCGCCUACGUGCCGGGCAUCGGACACAACCUGCAGGAACACAAUAUCGUGCUCGUUAGAGUCGGCAGAGUUAAAGAUUGCCCCGGUGUGAAGCUGAAAUGCGUCCGAGGUAAAUUCGACUUGCCGCACGUCAUCAAGCAGAAAGUAUAG